Rana temporaria (common frog) is the source of this 1123-nucleotide messenger RNA. RefSeq names its product RNA-binding motif protein, X-linked 2-like. Gene Ontology annotation, molecular function: RNA binding. Gene Ontology annotation, biological process: mRNA splicing, via spliceosome. Gene Ontology annotation, cellular component: precatalytic spliceosome; catalytic step 2 spliceosome; U2 snRNP. NCBI's taxonomy places the organism in Eukaryota, Metazoa, Chordata, Amphibia, Anura, Ranidae. The transcript is spliced from 6 exons. The record is from RefSeq and is a predicted model, not a curated record. The coding region runs from base 154 to 951 and encodes 265 amino acids.
ACACGCCCCUUGUGUCACGUCAGAGACACCGCCCUUCACGUCCUACUCUCCGUAUUGGCGUGGUGACGUCAGGCGGGGUCCUGGUCGCAUGCUCUUUACGUCAUCACUGUGCUGCCACAACACCGGGUUCCGCAGACAGACAGGGCGACUGCAAUGAAUCCGUUAACAAAAGUGAAGCUGAUCAAUGAGCUGAAUGAACGGGAGGCUCGGCUCGGUGUGAAGGAUUCCGUGUCGUGGCAUCAGGACUACAAGGACAGCGCCUGGAUAUUUCUGGGAGGGCUGCCUUUUGAAUUGACUGAAGGGGACAUUAUUUGUGUGUUCUCACAAUACGGUGAAAUUGUGAACAUUAACUUGGUGCGUGACAAACAAUCCGGGCGUUCUCGUGGAUUCUGCUUUGUGUGUUAUGAGGAUCAGAGAAGUACAGUGCUGGCUGUAGAUAAUCUGAAUGGCAUCAAGGUGAAAGGACGCACAAUUCGCGUUGACCACGUGUCAAAUUACCGCCCGCCUAAAGAUGGCGAUGAUAUCGAUGAAGUGACCAAAACACUCCGGGAACAAGGCUGCGGUGCAGAACGUCCCCCUUCAUCUUCAGAAGAAGAACCACCAGAGGAACCGCAAAAGAUAAAGAAACAUAAAAAGAAAAAGAAGAAAAAGGACAACCGUGAACGUUCCAGCGAAAGAAGCACAAGAAUUGCUGAGACAAUUAAGGAAGAACGUGUGGAUCCAGGGUAUGAGAAAUACAACACUAAACAGACCUCGUCCAGGCAAGAGCGAGAUCAGAGAAGGGCUCCAGAAAGAGACGGUGCUUCGGGAAGCACGGCUAAACCAGCAGCCUAUGACAAGGUUAAGGUAGAAAAUUACAAGGUUAAGGUAGAAGAGAAACCUCACACGUCGGAGAGCAAACAUCGGGACUACGAGGAGAAACGGUCAAAGGAUUUUAAAAGAAAAAGAUGAUUGUGGCGAAUGUGCGUGUGGCUCAGAACGCAGUUGCAAGGACUUGAUUUGAGAUCGAAGGCAACAAGAUCUAAAAAAAAAUGUUGUGGGAAAAGCCGCUCCUGUGUUGUAUAUAGAAAAAUAAGUUUUUGGACCAUCUUUCUGUUUUUAAUAAAACAUUUUUUUUAAAUGG